AAGAAAAAUAAUAAUUGGGGGUAGAUACGCGCAUGAAAUAAAUUGGACUACUAUAUAUGUGUAUUGUUAUUGCGUACACAUGUAUUAAAAUUAUUUUUAUUUGUUGAAUUCUUUUGUUUUGAAAGAGGUAGCGGCAAUUCCUAGAGAGAGAAAGAGACAGGGAAGAGAGAUUGGUGAAGAAGAAGAUAACAAGCUCUGCUCAUAAUAUUCGAAUUUUUGUUAGUUUCAGUUUUGAAUUUGAGGAUGAGGGUGUCCAUGGAUUGGAUUUGUUGACCUAAAAUUAUUUCGUUUCACCGUAUUCUCUUGCUCUGGUUCAUUUCCAGCACUACCCGAUGAUGUUGUCGAGAAUGGAGGCUGGGAAGAAGAGUGGUGGGGGUUCUGGUAACCCGAAGAAGUUGUUGAAGGAUGUUGAAACCAUAAAUAAAGCUUUGUACUUGGAUAGAAGCUCUUCAAAGAGUUCACUAUCUAGUGCAAAUUCUCGAUCUAAAUUCACAGGGAAACCCCAGUUACCUGAUCCCAAAUCAAAGUCUAAAGCCAUUGGUGAUAAUAAUGAUGAGGGUGUUCUCAAGGAUAAGAAAUCCAUAUGGAAUUGGAGGCCACUAAGGGCCCUUUCUCACAUCCGAAAUAAGAGGUUCAAUUGUAGUUUUUAUCUUCAAGUUCAUUUGAUUGAAGGGUUGCCUUCCACUUUUGAUGAUGCUAGCCUUGCUGUGUACUGGAAGAGGCGUGAUGGUGUUCUUGUGACUGGUCCGGCCAAGGUGAUUCAAUCUGUGGCUGAAUUUGAGGAGAAGUUGACCUACACUUGCUCGGUGUAUGGCAGUAGGAGUGGACCUCACCAUUCUGCCAAGUAUGAAGCAAAGCAUUUUUUGCUCUAUGCUUCUCAUCUCGGUGUGCCGGAGCUUGAUUUGGGGAAGCACAGGGUGGAUCUCACGAGGCUGCUUCCUCUCACUCUGGAGGAGCUUGAGGAGGAGAAGAGCUCGGGGAAGUGGACCACUAGUUUUCGAUUAACGGGGGCGGCUAAGGGUGCUGUGAUGAAUGUCAGUUUUGGGUAUGUGGUGGUUGGAGAUAAUGCUAGUGCUACCAGAGAUAGCUAUAGUUCUCCUAAAGCAAUGGCCUCCAGGCAGAACAGUUUUUCUGUGGCGAAGCCAGAUGUUAAACCAAGACAGUAUGAUGGAAGCAGCAGGGUGAGACGUGCCGCAAGUUUGCAGUUCUCACCUCAAGCAGCAGAUGAGGUAAAGGAUCUUCAUGAGGUAUUGCCAUUAUCUAAGACGGCACUAGCCAGUUCAAUAGACAUCUUAUAUAAGAAAUUUGAUGAAGAAAAGACGAGUGAUCCUCUGCAUGAGGAAGCAGAACUUGAUUCCUUCACAGAAAAUCUUGGGCCCAUCAAACCAGAUGCCUUUGCUUCUGAUCUUGGAAAAGAAAAGCCUGAAGAGCAUGUGAAUAAGGAGGAAAAUCUUGGGCCCAUCAAACCAGAUGGCUUUGCUUCUGACCUUCGAAAAGAAAAGCCUAAAGAGCAUACGGAUAAGGAUGAAAAUACAUGUCCAGUGCAUGUCGAACCUGAACACUCUGUAUUUCAAGAAAAGCUGGAGACGGUUAAAUCAGAUGACAAUCCUUUACUGGAUUCUGGAAAUGAAAACUAUGAACAGUGUCAAGGUAACGAAUUUUUUGUUGUCGAUAAGGGCAUAGAACUGUCAUCAAAUGAACCUGUUAAAGUAGAGGAAUCUGUCAUAAAGGCUCCUGAGGAUGCUUCUACUGCUGAUACUUCCUGUACCGGUGGUAUAUUGGGUUCUGAGGAUAGUAUUCAACAUGAUUUUCUGGAUGAGGCAAAUGAUAGUUCUAAGGAUCAGGCAGCGGUAGAGGAAUUUGCUAGCAAAGAGAAUGGUUUAGACACUAAUGAGCUGCUGCUCCUGCAAGAGCUAGAAUCUGCUUUAAAUUGUGUUUCGAAUUUGGAGAGAGUAGCACUAGAUUCUCCUAAACCUACAGAAGCGAAAUCUGAACAUAAGAUGACGAGGUCACAUAGCUUGGAUGAUGUUACAGAAUCAGUUGCCAGUGAAUUUUUAAGCAUGUUAGACUUAGACCGUAGUCCGAUGGGCUUGAGUUCUGAAAGCGAGCCUGAGUCACCAAGAGAGCUACUUUUGAGACAAUUUGAGAAGGAGGCUCUGGAUGGGGGCUUCUCUUCUUUGUUUGAUUUUGACAUGAAUUAUGAUAAUGAAGCAGAUGGUGAGUAUGAUGCUUCUGCUGCAUCUGAGCAGCAGAACUUUUCUGAGGGGGUUAAGUCAUCAUCCUUCUUGCAAGAUCUGCAGGAGGAGCAUCGAGUUGAGCCUCCGGAUGUGGGGAGCAAACACAGGGCUCAGAUGCUAGAAGACUUGGAAACAGAAGCCUUGAUGCGGGAAUGGGGUUUUAAUGAGCGGGCUUUUCAUCAUUCUCCACCAAAAGAUUGUGCUGGUUUUGGAAGUCCAAUUCAUUUACCGCCUGAAGAGCCUCCCAUAUUGCCUCCUCUUGAUGAGGGGUUGGGCCCUUUUCUUCAGACAAAAGACGGGGGGUUUGUACGGUCUAUGAAUCCAUCGCUCUUCAAGAAUUCUAAAAGUGGUGGAAGCUUAAUCAUGCAGGUAUCCAACCCUGUUGUGGUACCUGCAGAAAUGGGUUCUGGGAUAAUGGAGGUUUUGCAGUGUUUGGCUUCAGUGGGAAUUGAAAAGCUCUCAAUGCAGGCAAAAGAGUUAAUGCCGCUGGAAGAUAUCACAGGGAAGACAAUGCAACAAGUAGCAUGGGAAGCUAUGCCUGCCAUAGAAGGAGCAGAGAGGCAAUGCCAUUCGCAGCAUCAUCCAAUAACAGGCCAAGGCAGUGCAUGUGUGCAAAGGGACUUGAAAGGAAUGCCAUCUGGAUUAAAGUCUGGUAAGUUAAGUUCAAAGUCAGUGGCCAACCAAACAGGCUCAGAAUUUGUUUCAUUAGAAGACCUUGCUCCAUUGGCUAUGGAUAAAAUUGAAGCACUUUCAAUGGAGGGUUUGAGAAUACAAUCUGGGAUGUCAGAAGAGGAAGCACCGUCAAACAUCGUUGCUCAGUCCAUUGGGAAUAUUUCAGCUCUUCAGGGCAAGGGGGUUGAUGUUAGUGGUUCCCUUGGCCUGGAUGGAGCUGCUGGUUUGCAGUUGAUGGAUGUAAAAGACGGCAGUGAUAGCGUUGACAGUGUUGAUGGGAUAAUGAGCCUAUCAUUAACCCUUGAUGAAUGGAUGAGGCUGGAUUCAGGUGAGAUUGAUGAUAUGGAUAACAUCAGUGAGCAUACUUCCAAAGUUCUUGCAGCCCAUCACGCAAACUCUUUUGACUUCAUUCGUGGGAGUUCGAAGGGAGAGAAGCGACGAGGCAGAGGCAGAAAAUGUGGUUUGCUAGGAAACAAUUUCACAGUAGCAUUAAUGGUGCAACUGCGCGAUCCUCUGAGAAAUUAUGAGCCGGUUGGAACGCCAAUGCUUGCUCUCAUACAAGUUGAGAGAGAGUUCAUGCUCCCUAAGCAGAAAAUUUUCAACAGCGUGUCUGAGAUAAGGAAAAACAACGAUGACGAUGAUGAGAAUGAGAUAGUAGCGAAGGUGGAGACAAAGGACACCAAGAAAGAGGAGAAAGGUUCUGAAGAGAAAGAGGAAGAGGGCAUUCCCCAGUUCAGAAUUACUGAAGUCCACGUGGCAGGCAUGAAGCCUGAGCCUCAGAAAAAGAAGCUUUGGGGCACCUCAAGCCAGCAACAGUCUGGUUCUCGCUGGUUGCUUGCUAAUGGAAUGGGGAAGAGCAAUAAUAAGCUUUCACUAAUGAAAUCAAAGGCUGUAUCAAAAUCUAAUGCUCCGGUUACCACUAAGGUGCAACCUGGUGACACCUUGUGGAGCAUAUCAUCUCGAAUUUAUGGCACUAGAGGAAAAUGGAAGGAGUUAGCAGCACUAAAUCCACAUAUAAGAAACCCCAAUGUCAUUAUACCAAAUGACACUAUAAGACUUAGCUGAAGUUCACAACUUAGAUUCUUGUUUUCUCUUGGAGUUGUUAAUUUUAUCAAGCCACCUGAUUCUGAACUCCUUGUCACUCAGGAACCUGUGCUAGGAAAUUGUUUGGUUUUGUUAUUAUAGCAUCCAUCAAAUUGGACUCAUCUUUUGAUAAUUAUUGCAAAGUACUAGAUACAGAGCAUUCAUGAUGUAUUUUUCUGUAGGCACAUUUUUCUUUUGUAAAGUUGUUUGUAACUUUUGCAUGCAUCAUUUGUAUUUAUGUCCUCUUGAAGCUCUGUUUGUAUGUUACAUGGGAUACAUUAUAUUGCAGUCCACAAAUAGAUCGAGUAUUCUUGCAGAAAA
Messenger RNA from Cajanus cajan (pigeon pea), 4313 nucleotides. NCBI's taxonomy places the organism in Eukaryota, Viridiplantae, Streptophyta, Magnoliopsida, Fabales, Fabaceae. The record is from RefSeq and is a predicted model, not a curated record.